AUGCCCACGCGCAAACGGACCCCUGGAUGUCUACGAUGCCAGGAAAGACACGUAAAGUGUGAUAGGGGCACACCCACUUGCAACAGUUGCCGAAAUCUCAAAUACCCGACGGUUUGCGAGUAUGCUUCAAAACGUCUUCGAUUCCGGCAGAGUCGUUACUCGUCGUCAUUGGCAACAACAAAUGCGACGCGGCCCGAGGUAGGCUCUGCGCGGACUCCUCCGGCAAACGACAACGAUCCGGGAGCUGCUUCUGGCGCCAGCGACACCACGCACGAUCCUUCUCUUGAUAGGGCUGGCUCACCGCGGACAUUACCAAGCGGCUUCCCAGGCCAAUCCUCGGCGGUGAGCCCUGUCCCGUCUGCCGAGGAUACUCGCCGAUUUUCAUCGUCGUCACUCCCGGUGGACGGUAUCGCGUUGACACCAAAAUCAUCCAUACCUUCGUUCAUUCUUUCUCCUCUUGGGUUUUCGUCCGUUGGUGCAGCUCCGAGCGAUUCAGGCUAUGGUAUCAACGGAUCAGACACCUCAAUUGACUUAUCACACCCAAUUGGACAUGUCUCCCCGAACACAGCAACAUCCUAUCAAGCGUCCCGAGACUCUGCACGUACCUUGACCGAAGAAAUUGACUGCAAGGUUUUCGCUUUCUAUGUGGAGCGCGCCGGACACUGGAUUGACAUUGGAUCUCCUGGAGGAUACUUUCAUUCAUACGUACCCCAGCUUGCUCUCAGUGAUCCACUGCUGCUCGCCGCCUGUCUUGCUUGCGCAUCUCAUCUCAUGUAUUUGCUAGGAAUGGUUGAGAAAGAAGUCGAGCAGUACUACAGUGAUCGUGUCGUGAGUUUAAUGAUUCCUUCACUUUCGUCAGAAAAAGCAAACUCCUCCAACGAGGCCCUACUAGCUACCGUUGUCAUUCUCCGGAUGUCAGAACAAUUUUUGGAGCCCAGCAGCGACACCCAGCGCCACCUGCAGGGUGCUGCAUCCCUUUUCUUGGAUGGCACGGACUGGUCGCCUGUGGAAUCCAACCUUUCGACCUCGUGCUUCUGGACCUAUCUGCGAGAGAGCAUUCGCAUUUCGUUUCUCCAAGAGCAACCCUGUCCAUUUGACUUGACUCAUCUCAGCCUCUGUGACGAAGACAUGACGGCUCCCGCGCCGACGGAUGGAGUGUGGACGAAUCGCAUGACUUUUCUUUUAGUCAGAGUUGGCUCGCUGUGCUGGGACCAUGGGCGACAGCACUCUACGGCUGAUUCGAGAAGCUUGAAGGAUCUCAUUGAUAAAUGGAGAGCGCACUUACCUCCUUCUUUCCGACCUUGGUGCAUCUGUGAGAAUGAUAAUGAGCCGUUUCCGGGUAUUCGCUACUUUUCUCCAUGGCAUGUGGUUGCAUGGCAGUUCUACUAUGCAGCAAAAGUCAUGUUGGCAGUAUAUUUCCCCGAUGACUGGGCGAAUGAGAGUGUGCACAAUAUGCACCGAUACAUUGAAGUAUGUUAG
Penicillium lagena is the source of this 1479-nucleotide messenger RNA. RefSeq names its product Zn(II)2Cys6 transcription factor domain-containing protein. Gene Ontology annotation, cellular component: nucleus. Gene Ontology annotation, molecular function: DNA-binding transcription factor activity, RNA polymerase II-specific; zinc ion binding; transcription cis-regulatory region binding. Gene Ontology annotation, biological process: positive regulation of transcription by RNA polymerase II. The transcript has 3 exons. Lineage: Eukaryota; Fungi; Ascomycota; Eurotiomycetes; Eurotiales; Aspergillaceae. Bases 1 to 1479 code for a protein of 492 amino acids. The record is from RefSeq and is a predicted model, not a curated record.